Molecule: messenger RNA, 4967 nt
Organism: Pelobates fuscus (common spadefoot toad)
Lineage: Eukaryota; Metazoa; Chordata; Amphibia; Anura; Pelobatidae
Gene: CNTN5
Product: contactin 5
Exons: 26
Coding region: 625-3930 (1101 amino acids)
Biological process (GO): cell-cell adhesion; brain development; axon guidance
Cellular component (GO): axon; plasma membrane
Molecular function (GO): cell-cell adhesion mediator activity
Source: RefSeq, a predicted model, not a curated record
GGACACAGCCAGUGAGAGGCGCUCAGCAGCACAGAAAAGAGAAAGCAUUGGACGAGAAAUUGUUAUACACAAACCACCAACCAGAGAAGGUAUAUCACCUAUUCUACAAUCUCUCCAAAUCCAGAGUGGGGGAAGCAUGAACACAGCUGCAAAGUGAUACUCAGAGCUCAGAGCCGGGGAGGAUGCUGUACCUGGACUAACAGAGACACUGGAAUGCCAAGAGCUCCUCUAGGACACCUGAAACUCCCCAAUUCUACCUCCUGCUGGCUGGGCAUUACAGGGAGCUGCUGUGUUUCACUUACCUUAAGGAAUGAGGAUAAUGAUAUAAACACUGGCAAGCCUUGAGAGAUACAGACACCCAGAGAUCCCUACAGCAGACGAGGAUUGUUUGAGAUGAAAUCCCUGGCAUCUCUGAGCAUUUUUCCCAUUUCCAGAAAAAAAUUGUGCUACUGAGGAAAAAGCAUAUUGGAUUGGACAUAAAACAAUUUCUCAAAACUGAAUAUUCAAUUUGCUGGAGGCAUCAUAUAGCUCCUGAAAUAUUUUAAAGGGCUGAGCUUUAAUGAAGAAACGUCAAACCUGCUAACGAUCACGCAAGCACGGACUCCAAGCCCCCAGUGACCAAGAAUGGCGUUGUCAUGGAAACUGUUUCUGUUUCUGUCAGUCAUGGGGUAUCUAUCAGCUCUCACAAAGUCUAUUCCUGGACAACAGACAUCAUAUGCGGCAAUAUUAAGAAUAAAAUCUGGAAGUUCUUCUUCUUCUUCACUAUUUAAUGCAAAGAACAGACCCAGAUAUAGUUCUUCAUUACAAUCUCUUGGUCACUACUCACAGUCCUGGAGAGAACGAGCAAAACAUUACAGUGCUCCUACAAACCUGUAUCACUUUUCAGAAACCUUUCGACAAGAUGACGAGAGUGUGGAUUAUGGACCUGUAUUUAUCCAAGAACCAGAAAAUGUAAUAUUCCCAAUGGAUUCUGGAGAGAAGAAAGUGGCACUUAAUUGUGAGGCAAGAGGGUCACCUACUCCAAGUUAUAGAUGGCUUCGGAAUGGAACAGAGAUAGACUUGGAAAAUGAUUACCGCUACAGUUUAAUAGAUGGCAAUUUCAUUAUCAGCAACCCAGACGAGAUGAAGGAUUCAGGCCAAUACCAAUGCCUAGCAGCCAACUCCUUUGGCAGUAUCCUUAGUAGAGAGUCAACACUUCAGUUUGCAUAUCUUGGGAAUUUUAGUGGCCGGGUAAGAAGUGCUGUGUCGGUGAGAGAAGGUCAAGGAGUUGUUCUCAUGUGUUCCCCUCCACACCAUUCACCAGAGGUAAUCUACAGUUGGAUAUUUAAUGAGUUCCCCUCUUAUGUUGCUGAAGACAGUCGACGUUUCAUCUCGCAAGAGACGGGGAAUCUUUAUAUUGCCAAAGCACAGGCCUCAGAUGUUGGCAGCUACAUUUGUCUUGUAAAAAAUCUGCUGACGAAUACAAGAGUCAUGAGUCCUCCAACACCACUUACUCUGCGCAACGAUGGUGUGAUGGGGGAAUAUGAGCCAAAAAUUGAGGUCCAUUUUCCUUAUACUUUUACCGCUGCUAAGGGAACGACAGUAAAAAUGGAAUGCUUUGCUCUUGGCAACCCUGUUCCUACAAUUUCGUGGCGGAAAGUAAGUGGCUUUAUUCCAAGUAAGGCGCGCCUGAGAAAAUCACAAGCAGUACUUGAGAUUCCGAAUGUGCAAUUGGAGGAUGCCGGGACGUACGAAUGUAAAGCAGAAAAUUUCCGGGGUAAAAAUGCUUUCCGAGGACAGCUUCAAGUUUAUACCCAACCUCAGUGGAUUGAGAAGAUUAAUGAUACUCAGCUAGACAGUGGAGACCAGCUCCGCUGGGAGUGCAAGGCCACUGCGAAGCCAAGAGCAAUAUAUCGUUGGCUAAAGAAUGGACUUCCUUUGUUGCCACAGAACAGGAUUGAGAUGGUUAAUGGAAUGCUGACAAUUCACAAUGUAAACCAAUCUGAUGCUGGAAUGUACCAGUGUCUGGCAGAAAAUAUCUAUGGAAUUAUCUAUGGAAGUGCGGAACUGAAGGUUCUAGCAUCAGCUCCCAUGUUUGAGCUAAACCAACGGCAGAAAACAGUAAUCAUAACUAAAGGGAAAGAAGUUGUUUUGGAAUGUAAACCACAGGCUUCCCCUAAACCGACCAUCUCCUGGAUGAAAGGCGACAAGGCUGUUAGGCAGAACAAGAGGGUAGCUGUUCUUCCAGAUGGAAGUUUACGGAUCUUAAACACUUCCAAGAACGAUGAAGGAAAAUAUACGUGCCUUGGCGAGAAUAUAUUUGGUUCUGCAGAAAUUGUAGCAUCUGUGUUUGUUGCAGAACCAUCAAAGAUUGAACUGACCCCAAAAAGGACAGAACUAACAGUCGGAGAGAGCAUUGUUUUAAGCUGCAAGGCUAUCCAUGACCCGACACUCGAUGUAAUCUUUUCCUGGUUUUUGAAUGGAAAAGCUGUUGACUUUGAAAAAGAAGAUGGACAUUUUGAGAGCAUUAGAGCACAAACGUCCUCUGCAGAUUUAAUGAUUAGAAACAUCCUUUUGGUGCAUGCUGGGACAUACGGCUGCAGGGUUCAGACCACGGCUGAUAGUGUAUCAGAUGAGGCGGAACUACUUGUUAGGGGUCCCCCAGGCUCCCCAGGAGUCGUAAUUGUUGAGGAAAUUACAGAAAGUACAGCUACAUUGUCCUGGAGUACCGGCGUUGAUAAUCACAGUCCCAUCCUCUACUAUAAUCUACAAGCUCGCAGUCCAUUUUCACUUGGAUGGCAGACAGUAAAAACAGUCCCUGAAAUUAUCAGUGGAGAUAUGGAAUCUGCGAUGGUUGUUGAUUUGAAUCCAUGGGUAGAAUACGAGUUCCGUGUUGUAGCCACUAACAGCAUUGGUACUGGUGAUCCCAGUCCAUCAUCCCGAGUUAUCAGAACCAGUGAAGCAGUUCCCAAAACUCCUCCAGCUAAUGUUAGUGGGGGGAGUGGAAGACGCCAUGAGUUAGUGAUAACUUGGGAGCCUGUAUCAGAAGAGUUCCAGAAUGGAGAAGGGUUUGGUUACAUUGUGGCCUUCAGACCCAAUGACACAAGAGGUUGGAAAGAAAAGAUGGUUACUUCUUCAGAUGCCUCAAAGUUUAUCUACAGAGAUGAAAGUACUCCCCCACUAACUCCUUUUGAAGUCAAGGUCGGCGUAUACAAUAAUAAAGGCGAUGGACCUUUUAGUGAUAUUGUAUUCAUCUGUUCUGCAGAAGGAGAACCCAGCAAUCCUCCUGCAGAUGUCAAGGCAACUGGUUUGUCUGCCUCUGAGAUUCUGGUUGCAUGGAAACCUUUUAAAGAGAAUUUGGGGAAAUCUCUGGGAUUUGAGGUUAGUUACUGGAAAGAUAUGGAGCAAGAAGAGGCAGCUGAAAAAGUAAAAACUGCAGGAAAUGAGUCGUCCAUCAUCCUGACAGACUUAGAAGGAAAUACAUUAUAUCACAUCACAGUGAGAGCAUACAACAGAGCUGGAUUUGGACCACCAAGCAACGCCGUAGAAGCGAAAUCCAAAAAAUCACCUCCAAGUCAAGCUCCCAGCAUUGUCGACUGCAAGAGAAAUGGACCCCAUGUGUCUCUGGGCUGGGAAGCUGUCAGAUCAUUAGCAAACGAAUCCGAUGUCAAGGGCUACAAGGUCAUGUUGAGACAAGAAGGUCAGAGCAACAGCCAAGUCUUUCACACACAGACAACAUCGGCUGUGGUCCUUAUUCCUGAUUCUGGGUUUUAUAUCAUUGAAGUGCGAGCAGUUAGUGAAGGAGGAGAUGGAACAGCCAGUUCCCAAAUCAGAGUUCCAGCUAAUUCAGGGAAAGUAACAAGUGCCACGACAACAUUGCAUAACAUUUCGUCAACGUCAUCUUUAACAUUACUUUUGGCAUUGGUAGUACCAACGACAACUUCGUGGUGAAGAAGAAUAUUUAUUUAUUUACUUAUUUAGUUAUUUAUUUUGCUUUUAAAAAAAAAAAAUAUAUUAUUUAUGAUUUUGUUUUUAUCGGUGACAUGAUCAGAGAGUUUCUUAUACAUGAAGACAUUUGAGAUACUUUACCUUCUCAUCAACGAAACACCCAAAGACUAAAUAAAAUAAACUUAGAGCUGUGCUGGCAAAAUUAUUUUUUAGCAUUGUUAACUGAUGAGAUUGUAUUUUCCUUUUUUCUUUUUUUGAUUAUUGACUAUAUAGGAAGGCUUGCAAAUCACCUGUACAAGCUUCUGUAAUGACAAACGUACAGUACUUUUGGUUAUAUUAUCUAGAUUAUUUUAUAUGCUUUCUACUGAGUGGAUAACUGAUUACUGGAGUGUGUACCCUUAACUUGUUGAAGCAGUGGUGUGCAGUACAUACAUACAUAGAGUACGUGUUAUGUACUAUAGGUCUGGUGAUAUAUCUCUACAUGCACUCUUUAAGCCUCUAAAUCACUACAAAUAGUGAUUAAAAAAAUAUGACUCUACGAUUACAGAUUUAUUAUGAUGCAGAAAAAUAUCAUUUCUUUCAUUGAAAAUCUUUACCUACUUGAAAAUGCUUAUUUUUUUCAUAAAACGAUGAAUAAAAGAACGAGAAAACAUUUAGAAUAAAAUACUGCACUAUAUGUAUAUAUAUUGUUCUACAUAGUGAAAUUUACUUAAAGGAGCAGUCUGGUUAUAUUAAAAGUGUCUUUUUUUAAAUUACACUUUGUUCAUUUUUAUUUAAUUCUACAUCACUAUUUGGGAUUUAGUUCCUUUCUUGUUCCCUUUUGCUGAUUUUGUUUUCUUCACUUAUCUAACAAGAGUCCAUGAAUGUGUAGCAGAGUAUGGAAAUGUCAGCAAACCUUCCGGGUCCACCACUUGGAAAUCGUUGUGUUCUCCUUAUUUAUGGUAUAAUUGAUGAGACUAAACACACAGCAAAAGUUCAAAGCUUGCUGCAAAGUGGUGAUGUCCCCAAAAGAACCCAAGACUUCUCAAAAAGUAGAUAUA